Rana temporaria (common frog) is the source of this 2714-nucleotide messenger RNA. RefSeq names its product Sp7 transcription factor (gene SP7). Bases 90 to 1373 code for a protein of 427 amino acids. The record is from RefSeq and is a predicted model, not a curated record. The transcript is spliced from 2 exons. Gene Ontology annotation, biological process: regulation of transcription by RNA polymerase II. Gene Ontology annotation, molecular function: RNA polymerase II cis-regulatory region sequence-specific DNA binding; DNA-binding transcription factor activity, RNA polymerase II-specific. Lineage: Eukaryota; Metazoa; Chordata; Amphibia; Anura; Ranidae.
AGCCCGGGGGCAGGGGGAGGAUCGCAGGCUGUACUCAGCACCACUAUACUGAGAGCCCAGCACUCCGAUCACACACUGCACAGGAGGGGAUGGCAUCACCUAUGUUAGAGGAAGAAGCCCGAUAUGUAUCCAGUCCUCUAGCAAUGCUAACUGCUGCCUGCAAUAAGUUUGGAGGUUCAAGUCCUAUUAGAGAUCAUCAACCAUCAUUGAAAUCUGGACCAAAAAAGUCUUAUAGUCCUAUAAAUGACUUUAGUGCAACUAAACUGAUGGGGGACGGAUACUCUUCUACGUACUUGGGAGGAAGCAAUUUAAUGGCACAAUGUGGGACACCACCUGCUCCUUCAAGUUAUGGUGGUGACUACACCUCCUUUUCCCAUUCAUUCUCUUCUUCAGGAUGCCAGGAGCCCAAGAGUCUUUCAACAGCUGAGUGUGUUCCAGGAGUAUAUACCUCUCUAGAUGUAGGACAUCCCUACAGCUCAUGGUACAAAACCGGAAUCCAUCAUCCUGGGAUCUCUGGUUCACCCACUGGAACAGGAGGCUCUUGGUGGGAUAUGCAUCCUAAUAGCAACUGGCUCAGCAACCAGACACAGCCAGAUGGGUUAGCUGCAUCUAUGCCACCUGUGACAAGCCCAGCAGGUAUGAGCAACCAGUACACUGCUGAAUACACCACAUUGACACCUGCCACGUAUCCAAAUGUGGGAUUUCCAUCCAUAUCUCCUUCAUCCAGUCCCUCCCCAUCGGCUCAUAUUCUAUCACAAUCUCAGCACUCACUGGGCCCAGAUAUGUACAAGCCAAAACUUCUUACUUCUAGUCCAUUGCUUGAGGCUCCAGGUCCAAUGAAGCCUCAAAGAGCCUCAUCCUAUGGGAAUACUGGACGUCCAUCAUGUGACUGCCCAAAUUGCCAAGAACUAGAGAGGUUAGGAGCUUCUGCAGCAGGGCUGAAGAGAAAACCUGUACAUAGCUGUCAUAUUCCAGGCUGUGGUAAGGUCUAUGGCAAAGCAUCUCAUCUUAAGGCUCACCUUCGUUGGCAUACAGGAGAAAGGCCAUUCGUCUGCAACUGGCUAUUCUGUGGAAAACGCUUCACACGCAGUGAUGAGCUUGAGCGUCAUGUGCGCACCCACACUCGUGAGAAAAAAUUCACAUGUCCUCUCUGUUCAAAAAGAUUUACACGCAGUGAUCACCUAAGCAAGCAUCAGCGGAGUCAUGCUGAGCAAAAUGGAACAAAGGAAGGUGGUGUUCAGGGUGAUGGUGGUGUAGGAGCUGUAGAAGGAGCAAGAGAAGAAGGAUCAGUGGCAACAGAAGGAUCCCCUGUUGGCUCUACCCAGGAGAGAUCAUCUAGUAGUCCUGGACAAGGAGGUUUGUUGGAGAUAUGAGGACAGUAGCUGAAGAAAUUCAAAUUCCUAUUGUUGGAAUUUCAAGAACUGUCCAAACAGUCCAAAGCGAUCAGACCCAUCAGGGUGAAGAUCCAUUAAAUACUGUAACUGCAGUUGGGUCCAAAACGUGUAUGACAAGUCUGUUGUAUGGCAAAGUAGACAAGUGACUAAAGAUACAUUUUUAUCAGGAAGGACUAACAAGCGUGAAAAUUUUGUAGAUCAGAAAUGGCUCCCUUUUUAAAUUAGAGAAAAGUAGUUGAAACAGAGAUGGUUGUGAAUAUAAGAUCAAUAUUUCAAAAGUAUGAAGGAAGCCCAUCAACAUGAUGCCUUUCCCUCCUAGACAAUUUCGGUUGUACUUUUCUUCUGCCAGUGUUAAAUGUUUUGAAGAAUUUUAUUGAUACAGAUGAUGUCUACCUCUCGGCGUUCAUGAAAAGUUUUCUGCUAGCCUGUUAAAAUGCACAAUGGUGAAGCAAUGGAAUGGAGACCUUCCAAAAGAGCCCAGACUAAUGUAACCACAACAGGACAAUCUUUUUAUUCUUAUUCCACUAAUUUGUUUGUUGGUGCUGUUAUGUAUGUUGCACUUUUCAAUUAAUAUUGUUAUAAUCCAUAGGUUUUUUUUUUGUUGUUUUAUGUCGCAGUAGGUUAAGUCAUCAUUUUUUUUAAAUAUUAAAAAGCUAAAAUUGUAUAGGCACAUAUGUAUAUGUGCAUACAAGCUGAUAUUUUUUUAGUAUUUCUAAUUAUUAUAUCUUGAUAUUUAUUAAAACAAUGUACAAAGGAAACUUGUUGCCUAUAAUGUGGUACUGAAUUUUAGUCGUCCCUUAUCAACACUCUUCAUCACACUGUUAAUCUGUAGGAGCAAAAAGCGUGUGUCCCAUGUAACCUCCAUGUUGCUCUGUUUUGACCUUGUACUGGGCCAAUGCAUCUCACCCCUACCCCUACCUGACAGUAAUUGGAACUGGCAAUUGGUUGCUCUGAAACAGCAUUGCACUGGUAGAGGAAAGGCAAGCAGAGAAAAAUGAAGGCAGAAUUGGGCCCUAUGGAAAAAAUGGCAGCUUCCUUCCCGUUACCUCUCUAUUGAUAGGAUUCCAAUAGGCAAAACAACUAAACAAAUUGACAUUUUCUGUACUGACAUGGACCCCAUCAGACACCAAAUACCUUCAGGUGCAUUCUUACUGGAAAGUGACAGCCAGAACCCGUUUUGACCAGAUAGAUUUUUUUUUUUUUUUUGCAGGAGCAUGAUAGGUGAGUAUGUACGUUUUCGGCAACUGAAGGUUCAGUUUGCAUAAAACUGAUAUUUUGGCUGCGGAUAAUGACAGGUGCCCGUUGGUGACUCAAGGUGCA